Messenger RNA from Peromyscus leucopus (white-footed mouse), 2431 nucleotides. RefSeq names its product histo-blood group ABO system transferase 2. The record is from RefSeq and is a predicted model, not a curated record. Gene Ontology annotation, biological process: carbohydrate metabolic process. Gene Ontology annotation, cellular component: membrane; Golgi apparatus; vesicle. Lineage: Eukaryota; Metazoa; Chordata; Mammalia; Rodentia; Cricetidae. Bases 482 to 1522 code for a protein of 346 amino acids. The transcript is spliced from 7 exons. Gene Ontology annotation, molecular function: glycoprotein-fucosylgalactoside alpha-N-acetylgalactosaminyltransferase activity.
CGGAGUCCUGGAAAGUGGAGUGGCAGGGUGUAACAGGUCGCUAGUGUCAACGGCCUUGCAGGGGGCCGGGGGUCUCUAGUCAGGAACUGUUCAGGAUGCCAUGGGGUAGGAUCAAUGGGAGGGGCACCAGCGUGUUUGUCCCUAGGUCGAGCGUGUGCCCCCAGGCUAAUGGUCUGGACGAUACAGGCCGGGAGGGGCGGGGCUUAUCGGCCCCAGCCCAGCCUUUGGGCGGGUGACCUUGGCUUCUGUCCGCGGAACUGAUGUCUUUAGGAAGUUCGGGGAGUAGGAGGGUCUGUGUUCCCGGGCGCGUUCCUCCCUGCCAGCAUCCUUCGGGCGGGCGAUGAUCGCUGAUGCUGCGGUGGUGGGCGGCGGGAGCGGGAGCAGGUGCGGUGGAUCGAUGGCAAAGCUGCGGUUGGUCCCACCUGGGCAGGAGCGCAGUCUCAGGUAACCUCCUGGAAAAGCUUCUGGAGUCCGCAGGGAAAUGGGAGCUAAGAACCGAAGAAGAGAGGACACAGGGGAUCCCUGCAGGUGGGGAAGACCAAAAUGCUACUCACUUCACUUUGGAAUCCUUCCCCUCAUAGUGGUUGCCUUGGUCUUCUUUGGCUAUGGGUUCCCGAGCCACAGAAGCCAGGAACUGGGAGACUCAGAAUCUGUGACUAGGAUGGCCUAUGCCCAGCCACAGGUGCUAACACCCAGUAGGAAAGAUGUUCUUGUCCUGACCCCUUGGCUGGCUCCCAUCAUCUGGGAGGGGACCUUCAACAUCGACAUACUGAAUGAGCAGUUCAGGCUUCGCAACACCACAGUUGGACUGACCGUGUUUGCCAUCAAAAAGUAUGUGGUGUUCCUGAAGCUGUUCCUGGAGACGGCAGAGCAGCACUUCAUGGUGGGACACAAGGUCACCUACUAUGUCUUCACUGACCGUCCAGCUGACAUGCCGCAGGUGCCUCUGGGUGCAGGACGGAAGCUGGUGGUGCUAACUGUGCGCAACUACACCCGCUGGCAGGAUGUGUCCAUGCACAGGAUGGAGAUGAUCAGCCACUUCUCAAAGGAACGCUUUCUGCAUGAGGUGGAUUACCUGGUGUGUGCAGAUGUGGACAUGAAGUUCAGCGAUCACGUGGGUGUGGAGAUUCUCUCAGCACUCUUUGGUACCCUGCAUCCUGGCUUCUACAGUAGCAGCCGAGAGGCCUUUACCUAUGAGCGGAGACCACAGUCCCAGGCCUACAUCCCCUGGGAUAAGGGUGACUUUUACUACAUGGGAGCCUUCUUUGGGGGGUCAGUGUUGGAGGUGCACCAUCUCACCAAGGCCUGUCAUGAGGCUAUGGUGCAGGACAAGGCCAAUGGCAUAGAGGCCGUGUGGCAUGAUGAGAGCCAUCUGAACAAGUACCUGCUAUACCAUAAGCCUACAAAAGUGCUGUCCCCAGAGUACAUGUGGGACCAGCAGCUGCUGGGCUGGCCGUCCAUCAUGAAGAAGCUGAGAUAUGUGGCUGUGCCCAAGAACCAUCAGGCAAUCAGGAACCGAUAGCUGAAAUCCUAUUGGGGAGGCCAGACCUAUUCCAGGGGCACUCCAGGCUGCGUGGAACUGGAAGGAUUUCAGAGACAUUGGUGAAGUGUCACCUUCCAGCAGCCCUGGUACCAACCCCUUGGCUCACCACACACUAAGGCCCUGGAGUGCCAGCCUCCUCCAGCUCCCACUGUGUCCCUAUGCUCCUUCUAUUCAGUGAGAUGGUAGCCAGAGCCUCCAGAACAUGGGGAAACUCUGUCAUGCAGUUUCAUGAGGGCCUGAGCAUCCUCACACAGGCAUGUGCCUUCCUCUGCUGGAGGCUUGACAGAUGGCCAGUGACCUUAGGCAUAGGCAGGAGGGCAGGGAGACUUACAGAUUACAGGACUCAGAGGUGCUUAGCUCCCGUUUAGCCCAGCUGGCAGACCAGCACCCUGAGACCUUUGCUCAUUUUUUGGUUCAUUUGGGGAUAACUAGUUAUCCAUCCUGGGAAUAAGUAUUUCUAGGCAAUAUAGGAAGUUUUUAAUUUUCUUUUAAAUUUUUUAGUAAUUUUAUUUAUGUAUGCAUUUUUUUAAGGUCUGAGUAUUGUCUGCAUGUAUACCUACAUGCCAGAAGAGGGCAUCAGAUCCCAUUAUAGAUGGUUAUGAGCCCCCAUGUGAUUGCUAGGAAUUGAUCUCAGGACCUCUGGAAGAGCAGCCAGUCUUCUUAAACACUUAUCCAUUUCUCCAGCCCUCUUUUUCUGUUUCUGAGGUACUUGGGAUUGAACCCAGGGCCUCAUGGGUGCUAGUCAGAUAUGCUACCACUGGUCCGGGCUCUCAGAGACACAUGACUGAAUUUGCGGAGUGUUAGGUCCACUACAUUAUUUUUAUACUCUAGUUUCCAUUUGAAAUUUCCAAUAAUAAAGAGAUGGUUACUCCCCUCCCCCCCCUUUUA